UGAAAUAAUAUUUUUUAUUUAUUUUCAAUAUAUGAUAAAUCGUAUAUUAUUAUAAACAUGGAGCAAAUUGGCAUUUCAGACAAGAUACUUCAAUGUUUAGGCACCAGCAACUUAGAGUGAAAAAUUGUUGUAAUUCACUGAUGCAUUGACUAAAUAAUAAUUGAAAGAUACUAAAUAAUAGGUCUCAUAGGGAAGAUCUUGGAAGGUAGAGGAAUUGCGAUUGAAAUCAACAGAAGAUUUAACAAAAUUGUGGUAUGUAAUGUUGAAGGAAAAGAAUUUAUUAUUAUCAGAUGGCAUAUUUUUCAAAAAAGUGGUAGGUGUCAAAGGUAGGAUGGGAAAACUUGUGCAACUCAAAAUAUCAAUGGCCAGAUUAAAGACUGUUGUAUAGGAGAGGGAUAGAAUCAGAUAAAAAUAUAGAAAAUAAUUAGAAGAUGAGUACGUGAAAUAAAAGACAGAAUAAUAUUUGGCUUAGCAAUAAGAAAUCAGUAAGUCAGAAAUUGAAGUUCCAGAAAUAACCCCUAAUCUUUUAAGAGCCAAAGUCAGAGAUCUUAAAUUGGGAAAAGAUGAUGUCUCCUAUAUUGAACAGGCAUUAAGAAUUAAACAUAAGAAAGAAGAUUAUAAAUAGUAUUUAAGAGAGAAAUAUGAUUAUAAAAAUAAGCCAAUUGUUAGGUUGGGAGAGAGUCUCCCAGAGGGAAAGACAGAGGAUUAAGUCAUUAGAUAAUUUAAGUCUUCAGUAUAAGAAUAAAUAGAGACUGCUAAACCAAUACCUUAAGAUGAGAUUUUGAGAUCACAUGUCAAAAAUUGGUUCAUGUUGGGUCCAAAAUAAAAGAGAGUCAUUGUGAAUUUCUUAUAGGCAAGAAGAGCCAGAGAAUCUAAAUCACUAUUUUUAAGAGAAUUAGACUUAUUAGGAUAGAAGAUUAGACAUGAUUUACAACAAUACCAAUAAUAAAAAUAAGCAUAGUAGUAAUGAUAUAAUAUAUAAUGAGUAUUAAAGAAAUUAUCAAAUAAAAUAUGAUCUUUUAA
Messenger RNA from Paramecium tetraurelia, 1023 nucleotides. RefSeq lists its product as uncharacterized. Lineage: Eukaryota; Ciliophora; Oligohymenophorea; Peniculida; Parameciidae. Gene Ontology annotation, cellular component: mitochondrial ribosome; mitochondrial large ribosomal subunit. Gene Ontology annotation, molecular function: structural constituent of ribosome. The record is from RefSeq and is a predicted model, not a curated record. The transcript has 4 exons. Gene Ontology annotation, biological process: mitochondrial translation.